AGGUGGGGGGUACUACAAGACGGGGAGGAAUCAUCUCAUUCUCUGCUUUUAGGCAAGCCACUGCUGCUUUCUGCACUCAGAUGUAACAGGAUAAGAUGCUGAAGUUCUUCUCUGCCCGGGAUGACGAAAAUGAAAGCCUUUUAGGAGAAGUAACGGAGGAUGAAGGAGAUAGCCCAUCUGUUCAGGACUCCAAGCAGCAGUGGCUGAACAGACCCUCCCUACUGGUCCUGAAAGAUGGGGACAUGACCAAACCUGGACUUGGUUCCAGUCAACUCCGACCACCAUCUCCCUCCAAAGCCUCUUCAGAUGCAACAAUCAGAAGGCAAUGUGGGCAAAAACCAUUGGAGCAUCCAAACAAAGCAGCUUCACAGUCCCUGCUGGAAGAGGGCAGCUGCACUGUGACCACCAUCUCCACAUGGGGUGCCAGCGACCCCUCCAGCAACCUGGUCUUGAGCCCUGCCGAGGCUGCUUGGCCAGAGGAGGAGGAUCAAGUGGAAGGCAUUCUGCCUCAAGUUCUCCCAUCAAAAGAGGAGUCUGUGAUUGAGGAGAAGGAAAGGGAAGAAAGUGGGUUGGACCAACAAGAGCUUUUCUGCAGCCCAGAUGAAGCUGCAACAUCCUCCACUGUUUCACAGGAGAAUUCUUGUAUUAAGACCAAGGAGUUUAUGAAAGUCAAAUCUAAAGGAGGAGAUGAGACAAGAGGCAGCAAGACCCAAGCAGCCAGUGGGGAAGAAGCAAAGGGGAAGAAUGCUGAUCCUCCAAUGGAUCCUGAUAAUGAAUCCCAGAUGAGACCCUCUGGAAUUCUGUCCAAGGAUCAGGGCGACAUCCUGGGGGAGGUUGCUCCAGUAUGGGUUCCUGAUGCUGAAGCUCAGGUCUGCAUGAAGUGUGGGACCAAGUUUACAUUUACCAAGAGGAGGCAUCACUGCCGUGCAUGUGGGAAGGUUUUUUGUGCACUUUGCACCAAUCUGAAGUUUAGGCUAACACAUCUGGAUGGUAAGGAAGGGCGAGUUUGUGUAUCCUGCCAUUCAACCCUCAUCAAGAGAACUCCACCAAGAGGGAAUAGGAGGGUGUGGUUUGGAGAUGAAAUCCUCAGUGGUCAGCGGUCCGAGUCAGCUCCAACCACACCAGUGAGAGGACUUACCUUCUCACCUCUGAUGAGCCGAGCGAUGGGCGAGACAGCUAGAAGUCCUGCUGGUUCACCACAGAUCAGGAGAACCUUAAAACCACAUAGGGCAACAAUUAAUGAAGCCUGUGGUCCUCUUGGCUGGGGGCCCACAACCUUAGUGAGCAGCUCUGCCAACCUCAUCCCCUUAGAUGGUCUGCCACCCAUCCUCACCUCUACUGGAGUCAAAGGAGACUACUCUGUGGAGGAGAAGCCAUCAGAGAUGCUGCUCUUUCAGGAGCUAGAAAGCGUUCGACCCAAGCCACUGGUGUUUGUUCUCAAUGCAAACCUGCUUGCUAUGGUCAAGCUUGUUAAUUAUGUUAACAGGAAGUGCUGGUGUGUGACAACAAAGGGGAUGCAUGCUGUGGGCCAGGUAGAGGUGGUGGUGCUCCUUCAGUGUCUGCCUGAGGAAAAAACUUUCCCCAAAGACAUUUUUUGUCAUUUCAUCCAGCUCUACAGGGACACUGUGACUGGGAAGGUUGUAAGACACCUGUCGCUCUUCCUAUUUGGCAGCAGAUUUUUGGACAGCGAGGAGCAUGCAGGCUUCCUGUACGUUCGAUCCACUCUCCAGUCCGUUCAGGGCCUACCUCUGCCCAACCAGCCCUACCUCUUCGGCCUGUUGGUCCAUAGAGCAGAGGUUCCCUGGGCUAAAGCCUUCCCCUUGCGCCUAAUGCUGAGACUGGGGGCAGAGUAUAGAUUUUACCCUUGUCCUCUGUACAGCGUGCGGUUCAGGAAGCCCCUGUUUGGGGAAAUAGGUCACACCAUAAUGAGACUGUUAGUCGACUUUAGGAAUUACCGUUAUAGCCUACCAUUAGUACCGGGGCUCACUGUGGAUCUAGAGGCUCAGAAGACUCUCAUAAAUAUACCUACUACUGGGUAUAAUGAGUUAAUGAAGGCCAUUAAUAAGUCCAAAGAGCAUGUGCUGGCAAUAGGGGCGUCCUUCAACGAGACCGCAGACUCCCACCUCAUCUGUGUGCAGACAGAGGACGGCCAGUACCAAACCCAGGCCAUCAGCAUCCACAAUCAGCCUCGCAAAGUCACUGGAUCAUGCUUUUUUAUAUUUAGCAGUGCCCUGAAAGCCUCUGCAGGCUGCCUGGCCAAGUCCAGCAUCGUAGAGGAUGGGCUUAUGGUGCAGGUCACCGUGGAGACCAUGGUGGAGCUCCGCCGGUCACUCCGGGAGAUGAAAGACUACACGGUCACAUGUGGACGGCUCGACCAACCAGAGAGCCGGGAGCUUGUUUGUUUACAGUGGGUGGAGGAGAAGUGCACUGUGAAUAGAGGGGUGAUAAGCCCCAUCGAUGAGAAAUCCAUGGAGUCCAUCAGCAGCACGAAGAUGUUCCAAAAGUCAGAACACAAAGAAAAUGGGAAGAUCAUCCGCUGGACAGAAGUGUUCUUCCUGGUGAGAGGCCACGAUCCCAAGAGAGGAGUGACUAACUCCGCCGAGCAGAGCCGGCUCACGGAGCGCAUUGCCCGGGCAUUUUGCCUGGCCCUGUGUCCUCACCUAAAGCUACUAAAGGAGGACGGCAUGGCCAAACUGGGGCUCCGGGUCACUUUUGACUCUCAUGAGGUGGGAUUUGUGGCUGGGAGCAAUGGGCAGCCUCUCCCUGCUCAGUACCUCAAUGCUCUGGAUAGCGUGCUGAUCCCAGUCAUUCACAGCAGGGGCCACAAGAGAGGCGAAAAGCCUUUGGUGAUGGAGCUCAUCUUUUACAUCCUGGAAGACAUCACUUAAAGCAUAUGUGCUCUCUAAUACCCACCCACUCAUUUAUCUUCUAACUCAGACCACAGCUCCAUCUCUCUAUUAUGAGCAUUAAUUUCCAUCAAAGACCAAACCCGGAUCUCAUCCAGAGCUGGCAACCAUUUCAGCUAUUCAUCAUAAAAUCUAAGUGUUCUGACUCUUGGCUGAUAUGAUCUUACCCGCUUACAAAAAACACAGAACUGCAUGAUGGACCAUGAGAAUAAAGUGCAGCUGCUGCACUGUAGUUGGACCUCAUUAGCUUAUUAUUUUGACCUUAUAUCUAUGCUAGGCAGCAACAUCUCUUUUUAUGGAGACCUUCAAAGUGGAACCUGGAUUCAACCCCCUUAACCUUAAAAUGAUGACUGUAAGACAUUUACGUAGAAGAUAUGUAGCAGUUUUACACACACAGAAUGACUGUUUUCUUGCUGCUUGGGUUUUAAUUAACUAUUCAAAAAGAGUAAUGUCUGCUUGAAAAUAAAUCUGGAACAUCAA
Girardinichthys multiradiatus is the source of this 3386-nucleotide messenger RNA. It is a transcript of the gene zfyve9b, whose product is annotated as zinc finger, FYVE domain containing 9b. The record is from RefSeq and is a predicted model, not a curated record. Bases 96 to 2888 code for a protein of 930 amino acids. NCBI's taxonomy places the organism in Eukaryota, Metazoa, Chordata, Actinopteri, Cyprinodontiformes, Goodeidae. Gene Ontology annotation, molecular function: metal ion binding. Gene Ontology annotation, biological process: endosomal transport; liver development. The transcript is spliced from 16 exons. Gene Ontology annotation, cellular component: endosome; early endosome membrane.